Manihot esculenta (cassava) is the source of this 1111-nucleotide messenger RNA. RefSeq lists its product as uncharacterized. The record is from RefSeq and is a predicted model, not a curated record. NCBI's taxonomy places the organism in Eukaryota, Viridiplantae, Streptophyta, Magnoliopsida, Malpighiales, Euphorbiaceae. The transcript is spliced from 3 exons. Bases 143 to 778 code for a protein of 211 amino acids.
ACAUCACCAACUUUACGUUUCCUCAUCAGACAAAGAGGCACAUCUUUACAAGAGUGCUCGUUUCCAGAGAGAAAGAGUGGGGGACUCUGUUUGGAAACUCAGAAGGAGAAAGAAAGAAAGGAAGAUAUUGCUUCGGACAGAUAUGGAAAGAAAGGCCUUGAUGUUGUGCGGUCUUGUGGGUUUCUUGGGGCUACUCUCAGCUGCUACAGGUUUUGGUGCAGAGGCCACCAGGAUUAAGGGCUCUGAAGUUCAGUUCACAUCUGCUACUCAAUGCACAUAUCCUCGGAGUCCUGCACUGGCUCUUGGUUUAACUUCAGCUGUGGCACUUAUGUUGGCUCAAGUAAUUAUUAAUGUUGCAACUGGGUGUAUUUGUUGCAAAAGAAGCCCUAAUCCUUCAAACACAAAUUGGACAAUAGCAUUAGUCUGCUUUGUAACAUCCUGGUUCACAUUUGUUAUAGCUUUUCUUCUCUUGCUAACCGGUGCUGCGCUCAACGAUCAACAUGGUGAAGAAAGCUUGUAUUUUGGGAGUUACUACUGCUAUGUUGUAAAACCAGGAGUCUUUGCUGGUGGUGCUGUCUUGGCCCUUGCAAGUGUCACCCUUGGAAUUCUGUAUUACCUUACCUUCCACUCAUCAAAGAGUGUUAAUGGUCCUUGGGACAAUUCUUCUGCUUCUAAUCCAAGUGGCAUAGCCAUGGGACAACCUCAGAUCGCACCACCGGGCAGUCAAGAUCCUGUUUUUGUACACGAAGACACUUAUAUGAGACGACAGUUCACUUGAUUGGUGAGUUUCUCGAACCACUUGGAUUCCGCUGCUAAAUGUCAUAGACAUGCAUGUCUCAGUCUCAUAGCUUCUUAAUAGCAGAAGGCACUCUGGGAAAGGUGGGUUAACUGGGUAGCAUCCUAGUUCCCUUUGCUGGCAUUGGUGUAUUCACCCUUAUUUGUUCCUUUUAAAUGAUCAGACACUUGUAUAAAUUUUAUUUAUGUAUAUAUACACCUGAAGGAUUAUUUUGCAACUUACAAAAAAAAAAUUGUUAAAGCCCUUUAUUAUUGUGAUUCUGAUGCAAAUAGUGGGUGAUGCAAUAAAGAGUGAUGCAGUUCAAAUAUGAGAUUA